CAUAUCUGCUGUUUACAACACUGUUAAUUGACAUUCGAAAAAAACGCGCACUUCGCCAGGACGCAACAUUGAAAAAAAGCGAAUAGUCCAGUAUUUAUAACAGUUGUUAGCCAAAUCAUAUUAUUAAUAUUAAACAUGGCCCACGCGCGCACCAAGCAUGCAACGCGCACCCAUCUUCCACAUCUCAUGGCCCAUGUACCAGGAGAGCAACAGGAGCCUGUCAAACAAAUGUGCCUGAAAAUGAUGUCGCACGACGCCUACGGAAAACCCUAUGAGUGGAGCACACGCGACUUUGAAAUGGGCGCACCCUUGGGACGUGGAAAAUUUGGACGCGUUUAUUUGGCGCGCGAACGCUAUUCCCACUACAUUGUAGCCAUGAAAGUAAUGUUCAAGGAGGAGCUACGGAAGGGCAAUGUGCAGCGUCAGGUGUUGCGUGAAAUCGAGAUACAGUCACGUCUGAAGCAUCCACAUAUUCUGCGCUUGCUGACCUGGUUCCACGAUGAAUCGCGCAUAUAUCUGGCCCUGGAAAUAGCCACCGAAGGCGAGCUGUUCAAGCACUUGCGGAAUGCGCCAAACCACCGCUUUGAUGAGCCGCGCGCUGCUAAAUAUACAUACCAGGUGGCCAAUGCGCUUAAUUAUUGCCAUCUUAACAAUGUCAUACAUCGAGAUCUGAAGCCUGAGAACAUUCUGUUGACGGGAACGGACGAUGUGAAACUGGCGGACUUUGGUUGGUCCGCACACACACCGACGAACAAACGCAAGACACUGUGCGGCACGCUCGACUACUUGCCUCCAGAGAUGGUCGAUGGACGCACCUAUGACGACAGUGUGGACCAAUGGUGUUUGGGCAUUCUCUGCUAUGAGUUUCUAGUUGGUAAUGCCCCAUUCGAGGCAAAUACUACAGAGAACACGUACGACAAGAUCAGGCGGCUAGAGGUCAAAUAUCCGCCUCACAUGUCCAAGGGCAGCAAGGAGCUCAUUUCUGGUCUGUUACGCCGCCAAGGACAAGGUCGUAUCACACUGAUCAAUGUUAUGACCCAUCCUUGGGUUAAGGAAAAUAUGGCUAAACGUGCAGCUGAACUGCUGCAGAAGAGCAGCGAUCGCGGCAAGGAGAAUGUGCAAAAGAAUGAUUGUGGCAUAUAGUACGUGUAUACUGAUUUAUUUUCAUUUAACAAUUUCGUUCAUUGUCAUAUUAAAUAAAAGUUUUUAAAUUA
Messenger RNA from Scaptodrosophila lebanonensis, 1214 nucleotides. RefSeq names its product aurora kinase B (gene aurB). NCBI's taxonomy places the organism in Eukaryota, Metazoa, Arthropoda, Insecta, Diptera, Drosophilidae. The coding region runs from base 136 to 1143 and encodes 335 amino acids. Gene Ontology annotation, biological process: regulation of cytokinesis; mitotic spindle organization; protein phosphorylation. The transcript has 3 exons. Gene Ontology annotation, cellular component: spindle microtubule; spindle pole centrosome; spindle midzone. The record is from RefSeq and is a predicted model, not a curated record. Gene Ontology annotation, molecular function: ATP binding; protein kinase activity.